GUCUGACUCAAUAAAAAUGUCUCGCCUUGCGCUGGCAAGGCUUGCGUUAUCGCUCGCCGCAACAAAAAGAAUAAAACCUUGCUGUCAUCAACAAAGUCCCCACAGCAGCUUCUUGUUCCCACUCCCAACACACCAUUUGCCUGCCACCGUCCGCUCUUUCAGCAUGACCAUCCCUGCCAAGACUCUGUACGAACUCUCGGUGAACGACCGCAAAGGCCAGCCGUACGACCUUGCUGCCUUGCAAGGCAAAGUCGUUCUUAUUGUCAAUGUUGCAUCCAAAUGCGGUUUCACUCCUCAAUACAAGGGCUUGGAGGAAUUGUACCAAAAGUACAAGGACCAGGGUCUCGUUAUCCUUGGGUUCCCAUGCAACCAGUUUGGAAGCCAGGCACCUGGAUCAGCUGAAGAAGAAGGCUCCUUUUGCCAGCUCAACUAUGGUGUCACCUUCCCCAUCAUGGAAAAGGUGGAAGUCAAUGGUGACCACGUCCACCCUGUCUACGCAUGGUUGAAAGAACAAAAAUCGGGUCUCCUUGGUUUACGACGCAUAAAGUGGAACUUUGAAAAGUUUAUCAUUGAUAAGGAGGGCAAGGUCGUUAACCGCUACGCUAGCACGACUUCUCCUGCAAGUCUCGAGAGUGAGAUUCAAAAAUUGCUGUAAGGAGAUAUCAGUUUGUUAACUCUUGCAAGAAUUCGUGAUGCAAGGAGGAAAGGCAUUUGUGUAGGAAUUGGCACUGUACUAUAUGCAAUCGUGUAUCUUAGUUUUCAUCUCGUUAGGUAGUUGACGGGCGUCCAGAGUGUUGUACACUAUUAUGUGAUUUUAUUCUCGUACAUGGGCAGAAUUGAAGAUGAAUCCUUUUCUGGUUUUAUGAGCAUGGAAGCAGGUGGUUGUGCGCUACUACGUCGUCUCCGGAGGAAUAGGAUUGGGUUUCCUGCCAUGAUUUGCCCGGUACCUGCACACCAUAUCAUCAGUGCAAUUGAAUCAUACAUUGGCAUGAGUACGGAAAUUGUAAAUGUACCAUGUGUUAGUCCGCU
Spizellomyces punctatus DAOM BR117 is the source of this 1029-nucleotide messenger RNA. RefSeq lists its product as uncharacterized. The coding region runs from base 17 to 655 and encodes 212 amino acids. Gene Ontology annotation, biological process: response to oxidative stress. The record is from RefSeq and is a predicted model, not a curated record. Gene Ontology annotation, molecular function: glutathione peroxidase activity. The transcript is spliced from 2 exons. Lineage: Eukaryota; Fungi; Chytridiomycota; Chytridiomycetes; Spizellomycetales; Spizellomycetaceae.